AUGGCAUCUUCUUUAUGGGAAUCUGAAUCACGUGAUGAUAGAGUAGAUAAAACCCACCGAGUAAGAGUGACGUUUUUGGCUUCUGAAUGGGGAUCAAGCAAAGGAGGGCUUUCCACCAUCAACAGGGAGUUGGCCAUUCAGUUAGCCAAAUGUCCUGAAGUGGAAGUCUCUUUCUUUUUACCACAAUGCAGUCAAGACGACAAGAAGUUAGCCCUGAAGCAUAAUGUAAAGAUCAUUGAGGCAGCACCACUGCCUGGCUUUGAGCAACUGGACUGGCUUUGCGUUCCGCCUGAAGAUUUGCAAAUCGACAUAAUCAUAGGUCAUGGAGCUAAACUCGGUAAACAGGCACAAAUCAUUAAAAAAUCUAAAGGGUGCAAAUGGGUUCAAGUGGUGCACACAGAUCCAGAGGAACUUGGAAUGUUUAAAAACUAUUCAGACGCAAUUUCAAAGGGCGAAGAAAAACACAAGACAGAAAUAAAACUGUGUGAAAUGGCGGAUCAUGUUGUUGGGGUUGGCCCCAAGUUGAGCGAGGCCUUUCGCUCCUAUCUUCGCAGCUGCCAAAAAGAUGACAAUGUUGUUGAUUUCACCCCGGGUGUAUUUGAAGAGUUUUCGGCUGUGAAACAGGCUCCUAGCGAAAGGCAACAACGCAGUGUCUUGGUGUUUGGUCGUGGAGACAUAGAGGAUUUCAAACUGAAAGGAUUUGACAUCGCUGGGAAAGCGGUCGCUGAAUUAGAAGAUACCCGUCUUGUGUUUGUUGGAGCUCCAGAUGGGAAACACGAAGAAAUAGCAAACCGGUUGACCGAAUGUGGUGUUCCUGCAAGUCGCUUGAGAGUAAGGGGAUUUCUACCAGACCGAGAGAGUUUGAAACGCUUGUUUCAAGAAGUAGAUCUUGUAGUCAUGCCUUCAAGAACAGAAGGCUUUGGGUUAACAGGGCUUGAGGCCCUGUCAGCUGGUCUUCCUGUGCUUGUCAGUCGCAACUCUGGUUUUGGAGAAACCCUGUGCAGUGUACCCUUUGGUUCAAGCUCUGUGAUUAACACAGAGGACCCCUCAGAGUGGACCUCAGCCAUUAAGAAAGUCUGGGCUAAGGACAGGAAAAACCGACUUGAGGAAGCGGAAACCUUGCGUUAUUCUUACGACAGGAAAUACAACUGGGCCAAGCAGAUAAACGAUCUUAUUGAGAAGAUGAUCAGCUGGAUCCAAGGUAGGAAUGUCUGUUUUCUUUUAUGUUUUGUUUCUUGUUUGUGCGUUUUUUUGCUUUGAUUUUUCUGUAACAAGUAUACUCUCUUCGUGAUUAAAAUUAAAUCAAAGAAACUAAUAGAAAAUUAUCGAAAACAAACAAUCAAACAAACAAAACGAAAGAAAAACAAAAUCUGAAAAUAAAAUAAAAUAAAACUAAACUAAGCAGACACACUUAUAGCCUGAAAUCGUAAUAGAAAUGUUGGGAACUAUUCAGCCUUUUGCAAGUUUCAGGAUAGCAAUGCGUGGAAAACUGUUUCCCUUUAGAUAUUAUUGUAAGAUUUUUAAUUCAUAACCAUCUGUCAUAUGCUUCAUGUACAGCUCACUUUUAUAAUUAUCUCUUGUGUCCAUAUUUACCGUAAAAGCCCGGUUCCAUUUGUUUUAUCUUUAACAGAUGAUUCUUCAAAUGUUGCGAGCUCCUCAGAAACAACAGGCAGAAUGUUUUCAUCUGCCUGCAAAACUUCUCAGCGGACGGAAGGUAUGGACGAGCACCGCGCAGGUAAUUUCUCCUAUCCCGAAAAACUUUUAUUACAAUCAGUACAAUUAUAUUGCCCUUGAAGGGGUGUUCUGUGCUCAAAAAAGCGUUAUCAUACUUUAACAAUUGUUCAAAACUUCAAUUGCAAAUUAAGACAUUGAUAAUUGGCAGCAUGUUGCGCUCUCUUGUUUUUUCGUCUUGGCGUACACUUACUGAUGCGUUCUUAACUUUUCACUGAGAUUUGCCGUAAAUUGGCUUUGGCUUUCUCGCUUUCUAUAGUUAUAACCACCUCAGUGAGAGAGACAAUUGUUGGCUUCACACUAGAGCUUGCGUGCAUAAUGUAAGUGUACCUGGAACCUACUUUGAGUGUGAAGAGGUAAUUUGUGCCAACUUCAACUUUACUUGGUGAUCAUGGAAACGAUUGUAGUUAAAUGAAGCCGAAGUUCGCCGCCAAGUAUCGGGUAUACACUAUGAACGGACAGAUAAACAUUCAACACGUCUUAGCUAAGAGCAUUGCGGAAGAGUCCAAGCCCAAAGCUCUUCGGCGAUUUCUUUGCCAAAGAGCGCGUUGUUUGUGCCGUUCUAAAGAAAUACAGAGGAAGACUUCGCUUGUGUUUUUUUUUUAUGACACUGCUAAGUACUUGUAAAAAGCGAAGUACGUAAGCAUGUCUGUUAGGGUCAAAACCCUUUGAGUUCAAAGUUCCCAAAAAAUAUACAACUAUUUCGAGAAAGGUUGUCAGAAAAAGUGCACGCGACAGUCCCCAAAGGUAUUGUGGGCGGUUUUGAUUUCACUGUUCUGAAGGUGGCUCGACCCAGUCUUUUUGUAGGUAGACCUUCCAUCUUUGAAUCUCUUUGACUUAAACAAAUUUAUCUUUUUUGUAAAACUAUUGUAAACACAUGUAUUACACAUAGACUUAACUUUAUCAUGACAUUAUUUUGGGGUUGAUCAAAAAAUAUAUAUCACGUGACAAUGACGUCACAAUAGUUUGAGCUCUAAAUCGAAUAGACCUAUUCGGCUAACUCAAUGUUGUACCCAAUUCAAAUCUCCCGGGGAUAAGAUUCUUUGUGUAUUGCAUUUGCAUUAUAAUGUGGCAUUCACAUUUAAAUGAUAUGGAAAUUCCUGAAACAAAACGUUUUAUUCCCAAAGGGUUUGAAUUGGGUACAACAUUGAGUUAGCUGAAUAGGUCUAUUGCACCCCUAGUCGGCAUUUUCUUUAGAAAUCUUGAUGUUUCCUAUACUUUGGGUGCUUGUCUUCUGUUGUGCGAAGUUUCACAAAAAUCGACAAGAAGGUAAACUGAAGACUGGAGUCAAUGCAGACAAAUUUGCUACUUUUUGCAUGUUUCUGAAAAGUUUUUAUCACUCGUUCGUUUUGCAAAUGACCCUCAUACACUCUACAACCGGCUAAACGCGAGUAGACUUCCGCAAUUUCGAAAAACACGAAAACAUGUAAAUCAGGGUAAAACGCAAUGCUGAGCUCUUUUUGUAAUUGUGUGGUUCCAGAAAAUAGCCAUACCACCCCCACAAAAGGGAUUUGCCGUAUGACCCCCCUCCCUUCUGGAUUUUCCUAAAUCGGCCCUCAAAAUUCACCCCCCUCACCCCUCCGGAACUUCCAAAAUUUUUGCACGACCCGUGAAACUAUUGCUAUCUCUUAUUGAAGUGAACAAAUGAAUAGUUUCGUUCACUAGGAUGUCAAAUUUUGUGAGUUUCAUGUAUUUUCUGUUGAAUUCUUUAACAGAUAAGCGCAUUCCAUAUGCGAACUCCCUAUGCACUCAAGUCACGAGCAAAUUUUCUACAAAGAGAUAAACAAAAAUUCUUUUGUGCUCAAGUCACAAAGAAAUUGUUGAAAAAGUUCUUCAAAUGAAAUACAAGGUCGCGUGGGAAAUAUAAGCCUUUUACCUCGCUUAAUUUAAUCCACCGUGUUGGACCAGCCGUUGGCUGCUAUUUCCGCUGGGCAAACUGCCUUUAUCGCUAGGUUUUUGUGUGCGUGUCUUUUCUUUGUUAAGUAUAUCAAUUAGGUUUUCUCAGCCAUCAGUACUAGUGUAGACUUCGAUCUGUCAACUUCAGCUCGGCAUUGGGCCAUAGGCUCUCUGUACACCAGUUUUUGUCUACUCAAAGCUAAUCAGGUUGUCUUUGUGUGUAAACCAAAGAUAGUACUCUCUUUUCUUUAUGUUUUGGGGGUUAAGUUUUUUGGUUCUUUAAUUCCUUUUAAUCGUUUUUUUGGUUAAGUUUAGAACAAGUGCACUUGAAUGAAGUGCUUACUUGAAACUAACUUCUCUUCUAGGGUGAAGCUAACAAAUAUAAUUAUAUUCAACUUCGCUUUGCACAUUUCGAUCACCCCCUCCCCCUCCCUCCCUAAUAUACCGCAACCAAUAUUUUUAAACUGCAAUAAUUAUUAAACAAGGUCAAACGUAAGUCCUCUCUGCCCCGUGAUUCAGUUAAUAGUAAACAAGGACUAAAAAAGCAAUUAAUAGAGAGGAGAAGUGUGACGUCACGUUACCAUGGUAGAAAAAUGUUUGGAUCACAACAAUGGGGAGCUUAAGGGUCAAAUGAACCAAAAAGGGAAAUAUUUUCUUUUGUCGCUUUACCUUCACCAAACACUAAAAGGAACCAUCCUAAGCAAGAUUUGGGUAAAGAUUUUACGUAAUAAAACUACAAGGCUUCCAAGUUCUGUCGCUGGCUGCAGCACAAUGCCUUCUGAAUUUUGCCCAUUUUCUCCCACUUCCACACGUCCCUCGCUACCCAGCCUCCGGAAAAUCAAAGCCAGAUAGUUUGCGAAGGUCGAUGUCAAAAAUGGUUGAGAUUGCUUGCCUCUAAUGACCUAAAGUGACGCCGCGAAUUUUCACAUGCGCCCCAAAAUCGCCAUCGUCAUUGGAUGUGCACCAAAGUGGUCGAUCUUAACGGCCGUAUAAAAUUCAAAUUUACGACAAUUAACCCUUGUCACCUCCCCACAGCCCACGUUGUACCCGCCAAAAAUGACAGUUGGAAGCGGCUGAUGCAGGUCAUAAUAUCAUGAUUAUUUUUUUUGCUGUAAGUCGCCUUUCGCUUGGCAUCAAAAAUUUGAAUAUAACCUGAGAUUAGAGCAGAAUGACCACGAAAUAAUCUUUAGUAAUCUUUGUGUUUACUCGUCAUGCCGUUGUGCUGUGGCCGGUUGCCGAAUAUGCAUGCCUUGUCGUGUUAUUAUCUAUUAGUCGGGGGUGUCAGUUUCAAGUGACUGAAAACACCACAAAAUCGCAGAACAUGACACUAAAAACAUACGGUUAGUUAUCUUUAUUCAUUUUUCUUACAUUAUAUUAACAUUUGGGAUGUAAUAUAUCAAACAUGAGAGUUGAAAAUACGACGCGCAGCGGAGUAUUUUUGACGAACUUCGAGGUGUUUCAUCUGGUUAUGAAACACUGUGUCGAAUGUUUGAUAUUUCUUCUCAAACAAAAUCAUUUUUGAAGGAGAAAUUAAGGAUGCAAAUACUAAGCAGUGUUUCAUCCGAUUUCCAAACACUCAUUAAACAUUAAUUUCCUUGUAUUUUCUUAAUGAAUUAUUAAUGAGUUUGAGAAUAAAAGAUGCAAAAUUCUGUGUUUUAUGAAGCAUUUCUACCGAUCAGUUGAAUCAAGCCGAGUGCGGGCUUACGAAAUACAGUAAAUGUAUGGGAUCACAUGUCGCACUUGACAUCACGAUCCCUCGAACAGUUCGGAUGGUCCGCCUGUGGCUGACUGUGUUUGUUUGUGUCGUUCUGUGCUGUUUUGUGAGAGUUAUGACUGAGACUGAAUGAAAUACGAGGUGCGAACGUUUGCUCCUUGUAAAGCCUUUUUAUUUGUUUUUGUUGUCGUUGUUGUUUUUUUGUCACUUGAAAAUUAGUUUGGAUUCAGAACAACCAAUGUUAGAUUAAAAACGGAUCAUUCCGCCAGUCUUAGGUGGAAUAAAAUGUUUUGCGGAACAUUUCCAAAGAGGCGAGCAUCUUUCUGAUAAUUGUGCAUUCAAUUUGUGAGUUGAUUUUGUGUCCAGAACUUCGCCUUCUUUCGCCGGGCUGAAUUAAAACCCACUUGUAUUCUGUUAUUAGUAGUUGCAGUUACUUUUUUACAUGCCCCUAUGCCCAGAUUUACUUACCUCUGCAGAGCCAGCGUCGUCCUUGUCUUCAAUCAAAGAACCGUAAUGCUAUAAACGCAUGCGAGUGAACAAACUUGCGCGCUUAAAACUUUCUCGGAAAUCAGAAGGCCAGCAAGCUUGCUCGAGAAGAAAAGACUACUUCGAUCAUUUUUCUGUUGCUCAUGUAAUAAUAGUCAGAGCUUUUUCGUUUUUUCAUUUUUAAUUACAUAUUUUUGUUUUCAUUCUGUACGCAAAUUUUUCUUUUCAACUGCUGUGAAGUAGCUCAGAACGACAACUGCCGGCAUUGACUUCAAAACAAUAGACUGACUCUUUGCCCGUAAGCAAUUGCAGGAGCUGGAUUUGACUGAAGUGAGCAAAACAAACCCUUAUGUGCCGUUUUCUGUAUUUUCUAAUGAUUCAGUUUGCUGAGUGUAAUUUGCUUGAAUGAAGUCCCUCGCAUGAACCAGUUAUUAAAAAUAGCUAAAAUUUAAUGGUGAAUCGUAGCUUGGUUGCGGAGCUUGCAAAUGAUCUUUUGCUUUUAAGAUCUUUAAGUGGGUUGUUUUUGUACAGAAAAUUCACUUCUUCAUUGUCCGCAGGUGUAAGAGCCUUAGCCUCAACCUCGUUCCCAGGGUUCUCUCCUACCCGUCCCUAUGGAGCAAGAGAGAGAGAGACCCUUGUUGGGUCUGGUCACGUGGCUCCAAAACAAAAUUAAUUCUGAGGGAGGAGUCCUUUCUAUCACAAUUUUGUGUCUCGUUCACCCAAUGAUCGCAAGGUUCCGCAAGAGCAAGGUAGAUUUGCUAACCCUACAACUAUAACUGAAACCAUGGGAAAUUUCUACCCAAACAGAACUUCCACUAGACAAACAAGUUGAUUAUUUUACCAGAGGUGAAAGCGAAAACUUGCGUUAUCGCAGUUUAACCGACGACACCAAUCGCUAAUGAAAAUUUAUGAUCUUGAGUUCUACACAAGCGUGUUUAUAUUGAAGGGAAAAUCCCUCUAUGUUAAACUUGCAUUAAAAGUAUCAAUGUUUGCCUGACAGCGGCUGCUUGUAAUCGGGCCGAAUCAGUAUACUGCAAAAUCUACAUCAUAAGCGAUCUUAGCUAGUGCUUCCGGAGCAGGGAAUUCAUAUUUGCUGAACCAUAACAAUAAUAUUUUAGAUCUAGUGACUUUAAUGAAACUAAGUCUAAAAUGAAAUGUUUGCUUUUCCACCCCCUAACCCGCCUUUGUUAUGAUGGGGAAUAGAAAAACGUAUCGCUUUUAGUGUUAGAUAGAGAAACCGGAAUAUAGAAGAGAGAACCUGGGAACGAGGUUGCCUUAGCCUUAUGUCUAUUUAAUGAAAAUUUGUUGUUUUGCAACCUUAUUGAAGCUUUUUUAGUUCACUUAAGGUGUUUCGAUACAGUUUUCAGAGGCCAUACCAAUAUUUUUCAAUCCCCUUAAAAGUGGUUUUUUCCUUGUCCGAUCGCUAUAAAAUCUUCACCAGUAAUUGGCUAUGGAUUGAAAUUUGUGAAAAUGUAGUUUUAAGUAAAAUCGAUACUACUAUGACAACAAUAAACAAAAAACUUUGAAAUUGAUAAAAGCCGAAUUUUGUGUGAUCUAGACCUGCUACUGAAAAUCCAGCACUAGGAACUUAAAGUUUGGGUUUAAGCAAACAAUCUCCGAAAGAAGUAAAAAGUUCUGUAUGUUUGAAUUCGACUGAAAGGAAAAUAUAUUUCAAACCUUAAAUUUUCAAUAGUUGUGCUAGAUUAUAUGGCUCAAAUUAUUCUUAAGUAGCGUCAGAAUCCUGCUUAAUAUCAUAUUUUGAUGAUAGGAAAUUUUAAAAAAGUUUCGUUAGAGUCAUUUUGGGGAGAUACAAGAAAGCACUAAAAGUCCAAAUUCUGAAUGAAGUUGCACUUAUACAGGUGCUGAGAAAACGGGUUAGUUUUCAAGAUCGCAAGAACGAAAGUACACCAAAAUUUCCUAUCAUCAAAAUAUGAUAUUAAGCAGCAUUCUAACGCUAGUUAAGAAUAAUUUGACUCAUAUAUAGCGCUUUUAUUAAAUAAUCUAUCACGGCUAUUGAAAAUUUAAGGUUUGAAAUAUAUUUUCGUUUCAGUCAAGUUCAAACAUACAGAAUUUUUUACUUCUUACGGAGAUUGUUUGCUAAACACCAAACUUUAAGUUCCUAGUGUUGGAUUUUCAGACCUAUUGAUUGCGUUAUUUUACAGUGGUAUGCCUGUGGUACGGAAAGUCCAUCGCUCGCUCGAUCGCUCUGUGUACGUUGAAGUGAUUACCAAAUUUUCUGGGAUGAUAGAUUUACUUAGCUAUGGGGCUCCACACGAGCGCGCUUCGCGUGCUUGGAGAUCCGCUAAAAAACUAUAGUUGCUUGAAACCGAUUUUGGGAAAGAUUAUACUAGAUAAAGAUAACCCUUGUUUUACCCACUUAUCAACGCCAAAACUUCUACAUUGAGGAUUUUGUUUAUAUUUUAGUGAUCUGCGAAGCUACAAGUGUCCAAUCAAGAGUGGGUUUUAAAAUAUCAACUCGAGUGCGACAAAGUUCAAAGACUUCAAACACAUUGUGGGCAAGCGUGAAUUUCUUUGGGCAAAUCACUGUACAAAGAUAUUUUGUUUUUGUGUCUACAGUGGAGUUCCGGACCUUUUAUAUCCAGGAACUUACUAAUAUGAACACAUUUUGUGAAUGCAUCUUGGAAAAAAUUAGACCUACUCAUUCGCAUAUCCAGUAUAACGCAAGGAAAUUAAUGUCGUUAAAGUCCGUUCUAUGAUGUAUUCUAUUCUUCGAGAAAAUUAAAUAAUAAGAAGGUUAUAACCAAAGCUUGCAACUUUUGAAGACAAACUGCUCUUUCUUUCCAGGUGCACAAACAACCAUAAUUUCUGCACCAAGUCCACUAGGAAAACACUGUUUUUUAAUUUCCCGCUUUUUUUCACCUAACCAUCAUUGACAUCAUAGGCUCUUUUUGCCGACAAUUUUUCCGACACAGUACAAAAAUUGUUGUUUUCUUUUUUUCUAAACUUAGAUACGGUCCUUUUGGAUUCAACCCCAGAAGAUUUCGCCAACUUUUGAAAAAUUAAAUGAAAUUGAAUAAGAUCGAUGAAGUUUGAAACAAUGCGAAUUCUCUUUUCAGUUUGUUGUCAUCCAAAAAUUUUGCUACCAUAGCAACGUGACGUAACGACUUCUACUCUCUAUUGUUAGUGGUUUUACAGUGGGACUACACGAACCGAGCCCGAGGCCAGCGAAAAAAAUUUUGAGAUAAAUUUUGAAAUUAGCCAAUCACAGGGCGAGCUCUAGAACAAUGAAGUUGUGCAUAGUUUUGUACUCAGAGCCAGUUCAAGAUACAUUGCAAACCAUUUUUCUAAAAGAUAUAAAACAUAAGGAAUCAUGACGUUUUUGUAAAUCAAGCUGAAAAUGUUUUGACAAUGCUGGUCUGGGUGUGGUGUAAUCAGAGCCAGCAGUAAAGAAAUUUUGAGCAAUCCGAACUAAAGGUGACGACCGCGCAUUUCACGGCAAACAGCGCUCAGUGAGUGAAUUGCCGUGUUGGUGAUUUGAGAGCUACGGUGGCUCGAAAACACUUCCCAGAAUGUAAAACACGUCCCAAAAUCCAAAAACACUUCCCAGAAUCCAAAACACAUCCCAGAAUCCAAAAACACUUCCCCAGAAUCCAAAACACGUCUCAGAACCCAGAAACACUUCCCAGAAUCCAAAACACUUUCCCAAAACCAAAACCACAUUCAAGAAUCCAAAGGCAUCCCGGACGUGUUUUGGAUUCUGGGACGUGUUUAGCCUGAGAAAACAGCCGACAUUUCGCGAAGCUACCACUGGUUUCCCUGCGAAAUGACGUCUGAGAAACUGAAAUGCUUCUGAUUGGUUGAAUCAAAUUUCCCACACAGCACGACCAAUCAGAAACACCACCCAGAUCUGGGUAGUGACACGUCAUCAGUAUGGAAUUUCUGCGCUCGUUUCUCGAACGUCAUUUGGCCGGGAAACCAGUGGUGGCGUUGCAAAAUGUCAGCUGUUAUCUCAGGCUAGGACUUGUUUUGGAUUCUGGCAAGUGUUUUUGGGUUCUGGGACAUGCUUUGGAUUCUGGCAAGUGUUUUUGGAUUCUAGGACAUGUUUUAGGUUCUGGGAAGUGUUUUUGAAUUCUGAGACAUGUUUUGAAUUCUGGGAAGUGUUUUGGAAUUCUAAGUGCAUACUUAGGGACCUAAAGUCUAAAAUGACCCUUGUUUAAUUAAACAAGGGUCUAAUUAUUAUUAUUUUGUUUGUUUGUUUGUUUUUUAAGCAGCCUGUUUAUUUUUAUAGGGGGGUUAUUUCCUCCUUUUUAUUAUCUCCCAGGGGUUAAACUGAAUUUCUGCCAUACAGACAAACCAAGAUUCUGCUACCUUCCAGGGAUGCUUUUUAUUUUUAUUUAUUUUCAUUAUUUUUUUGAUAAGCACCCCUGUCUUUUCAGCAUGCAAAGAAAGUAGUGUCCGAUUGCCCGGGGCUAGUGGAUUUUGCUAUCGGGCUGGUGAAUUCUGUUUUUAACUUGCCCGACUGGCAAUUGAUGUUUUUUGAGGAAUUUGAAUCGCAGAAGAACUGUGAAAGUAAUUCUGUUCGUCAAAAAGCUUUUGGGGCUAGUUGAAAUGACGUCUGGGCUAGUAAAUGCUAGCUUCAACUUGCCCAAAUGGCAAGCUGUAAAAAUGAUUUUCUUUGCACCCCAUUUUUGUAAAGCAUCCCGGCUAUUCUUAAAGGGGAGUAUCUCCUUCUCGUUUUGUUACCUCGUAGGGGUUAAAAUGAAUUCCUUCCAUGCCCUCAAAGCAAGAUUGAAUUUUUUUAUUUGACUAGCACCUCAGUUGUUUAAUAGGGUAGUAUCUCCUUCUCCUCCCCCUUCCCCCCACUCCCUGAGGACAUUAGCAACCAACAUUACAGGGUUGUCACUAAGGGCUGGGAGGCGUGGAUUUCCCCUGGCUGCUAUGAGCAUGACGCCUGGUUACUUUAUUCAUAGGAAAUAAAAGGAAAUAGGACCGAAAGAAUUUCCAGGAUGUUCUAUUCCCUGCUCUGAAACUUGAAACCAUAGUGACAGCCCUGAACCCUAACCCAUAAAAGAAACUCUCUGCUCUGCUGGCUUUAUUUUCUGGUUUUAGAUCAUUCUAGAAAUCUACCCUCUGAUUGGUUCAUUGCUGUGGUUUUGAAAGGCCCAAGAAAUAUUUUUUUCUUCCUGUUUUGAAAAUGUUUAUAAGUGCAACUGCUUACUAGAUGCCUUUCAGAAUCAACUUAGUGUGCAGCAGAAAUCCCGCAUAACCAAGUUUAAAAGAUAAAUUUGUUGUCUAAAACUGAGCACACUGGAACCAGACAUCAUUUAGUGAAUUAAAAUGUCAGUAUCACCCUCAAUUAUGUAAAAGCUAAGAUGUAAGCUUCCAGUCCCAAGACAAGCUGCUCAGUGCUUUUUUAUUCACACCCAGAACCUAAGAUGUCAGAUUGAUAAACAUUUUCCCCAAAUACUUUUGAAUAACUGUUGUUUUAAAUGUCUCACUUCAGUUUUAAUUCUAUUUUGUUUAACUCACAGACCUGUCAGCAAGGAAGCAGCCCUCUAGCUCUGUGGCCAACAAGGAGGAGUUACCAGGUACUAUUAUAUGUAAUAAAGCGGAAGUGGUAGACAUACAGUAGAUUAAAAACGCUUAUUUUAACAUGAAAAUGACUUUUGUCGUUUGUUACAUUGCAAUACGAAAUUAUCUUUAUUGUAGUAGUUGUUUAUUUAUAUUUCAAGAAUAAGUAGUAAAGAAGAAGUAUGAUGUGAUACUUCAAGCGUCAAAUUCUUUCUUUCAUUCAAUCUUUCUGUUAGAAUUUUGCUAAGGUAUUUUUAACCUGCGUUAACCGUCCUCGAGGCAUGUCAUAAAAAAUAAGAAUUAUUUUUACCUCUCAACCACAAACGUCACUAACGGCUUUGGAGAGGUAGCCCUCUAUUGGCGGUGUCUCCUCCCUGAACCUCUCUUUGUGGGGUAACACCCCUUUACACUUGCUUUACUGAUGCAGUCUUCAAAGAUAUUUACAUCUACAUGUUACUCAGCCAAGGUUGCCCAUCCCGCCAUAUUCAGGGCCGGGUUGUUCGAAGCUGGGUUAAGAUAACUCAGGGUUAGUGCGAAAUUUGAACUCAGAUUUGAGAGCUUAAAAAUCAAAUUCAGUUUCAUCCUCUUUGCCUACAAUUUGAUGAUUGGAUACUCUAAAAAGAAUAGAGAAAAUUAUUCGGGAGAGUGCUUUUGAUAAAAGGAAAAAGAAUCCCGGGUUAAAAUUUAACCCUAGGGUAGCGCUAACCGGCCUUCGAACAACUGGGCCCUGCAGAAUUGUAAUUUCAAUAAUUAAUAAUUCUAUAUUUAGCUAGGUGAAAUUACAUUUUUAACUUUACAUAACUGAAAUUUGUGCUAGGUUAUAACUUUAUAAUGUAAGAGAAAUAAGAAGUGCGAGCUGGGAAGCUAAAUAAACUGUUAGAUUUUCUAGUUAGCUCCCCAUCCAAUUAAAGUCAGUGUGUAAGCAGGUGAAAAAGAAGAAAAUAGAAUAGAUAAAUGAAUUAAUAAAUUCAAUUCAAUUAAUAGACUCAAUUAAAAAAGAGCAUUCCUUCUACGUUUGACCGUUGUAUUUAUAUUCCUACACUAUAUUCUGGUGUUUUAGAGCCCUGAUAUCUAUAUGCACUCUUACUUACAUUUCUGUUGGUGUAUCAUGAGUUGAGGAUAAUUUGUUUUUAAAUAUGGACAUUUUAUUUAUAUGGUGUGAUCUGAUCAGUUUAUAUAAAUAAGGGCCUAUAUUUUGUGCGUCAACUGCCACCCUUUAACUUUCCUCACCUGUUAAGAUAUCAAGUUAUAAACGAACAAUUCUUUAACAAAAAGGAACGUAAAAUUUUCUUUAACAGAUUCUCUCUGCCUCGAGGAGUGCCAGAAACAGCUGCGAUCAAUUUAUGAAACCAGCAGCAAAGUCAAAAUCGUUCCGUGGGACCAAAGCUCUGCCGUUCAUAUCGAUGAAAUUUACACCCAGUUGUCUUGGCUUAUGGAUGAGAAGAAGCCCAGCGGAGUAACACAGAAGGAACUGAAACACUACACCGACAUUUUUGACGGCGGAAGACUUGGUCAUACCCCAAAGCGUAUUUUGGUUCACGGACGACCAGGUAUCGGCAAGACCGUUUUUACGCAGAAAGCUACAUUCGACUGGUCCCAGCCCAGAUGUAAAGGAAAGUUAGGAACAUUUGAUCUUGUACUUUUGGUCAAAUUACGCGAUGUUUGCGACCUCGACGAUGUCCCAGGCAUUCUGAGUGCUGCUAAUCUUCUUGCGAGUGAUGGCCCAAUUUCCACUGACAACCUGUACGAUUACGUUCGUCGCCACCAAGAAAAGGUGUUGCUUAUUUUGGACGGCUACGAUGAAUACGUACACAGCGCAGAAAGGCAAUCACCUGUUCUUCAAAUCUGGGAGAAAAAGCAGUUGAGGGAUUGUUGUGUUAUUGUAACGUCUAGAGACAUGAAAGGAGAGAGAUUGAAAAGUUCCAGUGAUGCUCAAUUUGAGAUCGACGGUUUUGACCGUAGGCAACAAAAAGAGUUCGCUCGUAGAUUCUUGAAAGAUGAUCAAGAUGUUGAAGAGUUUUUCAGGUACUUGAAACAACAAAGUCUGGAGGAUGUAGCAAAGAUACCUAUUGUACUUUUAAUGCUGUCUUUGGUUUGGGAGAAAAAGGAUCGUGUAGGACUACCUUCAUCACGGGUGAUGAUUUAUGACCAGUUCAUACAGACUAUGUUUAAUCAUAUGUCUGAAAAACAAAACAAGCCGGUGGAAAAAGUUGACGACCACAAAGAAGAACUCUGUAAAGUAGGAGAACUAGCCUUUGACGCACUUCUACAAGAUUUACUUUACUUUCCUCUCAGUAUACUGCCGGAUCGCGUUUUGACUGAGAAACUGAUCGAGGCCGGGUUGUUUCAGCUGCUAAACGUGUCCGCUCUUAACCCCAGCAAAGACGUUCACUUCAUUCACAAAUCCAUGCAGGAGUUUUUGGCUUCUAAAUUUGUAAAAGAAGAUCUGUUAUCUCAAGAAAGUAAAAACAAUUCCCUUUUCAAAGCCGACUCAAUUGAAAAGAUCUUCAAGUUGAAUGAAGUUUUUAAAUUUGUUGGUGAAAUGUCAGAAGAAGCCGCGCGCAAGAUCUUGAUUCAUCUGUUGGAAAUGGCGGCGAAGGAAGACGGAGAGUACAGCUUCGACAAUCAAGCACCGUCAGUCGAAGAUUUGUCAGAAACACAAAAAAAUCUUUUAACUAUAUGUACACAGUUAUUCUUCUACUGCUCAGCAGACACGAGAACAGAACUUUUCCCCACUUUUCUUUCUAAUCUAGGAGGUGUUUUGUUCAUUUUAAAUCCUGACCAGCUGAAUAUUGCAGCAAAGGAAAAUUUUGUUAAAACUACCGCUUCACUUAUGUACAUAUUUUUCUCUGAUAGCAACCAGUAUACAGAGCAAAGUUAUAAUAAUUUAAUUAGUUUAGCACAGCAAUUAAACGCUGUUAUAGUUAGUAGAACAGGAGAACAGAAAGCAUCAGAAUUUUUGAAUGUAUUUCCAUGGCGUAGUGUUGACGAGUUUUUUUUAAUGAAAGAAGAAAACAACACUCACCUUUAUUUUACUAAAAUUGUAAAACGUUCAUAUCAUGGCAUUCGUCUUCCUUUGAAAAUGGUAAAGACGUUAGUUAGUUUAGAAGAGACAACAAAGAAGACAAACAUGAAUGGUGAUGAGUCAAGUGAAGAGAGCAGCAGCAGCUGUUGUUCAAAGCGUCAUGGUCUCUCCAGGGUUCGGAGGAUUGAAGCUGAUGAUGUGAACAGGUCAGAAGUGGAACAGCUGAUUGAGAUGAUGACGUUUUUCACCGCUCCACACGUGAUAUUGGUUUGGGGUGAACUAUACGGUGAAGUGUUUGAUGCUGAGGUAACAGAGUCUCUACUGAGGAGCAUCCCAACAACACACAAACUGGAGAGAUUAAUACUCCGUGCUAUCAAUUUAACUUCAUCACCUGCUGUGGAGUUCAUAAGCAGAGUAUUUAAACAAGAUCUUCCAAACUUGAAGUUGCUCGACAUGUCAUGGAAUCCUCUUCUGGGUGCAGGAGUCGACAGCUUGAUAAAACAUCUCAGCUGCGCUCCUCACCUGGAGGAACUAAUCCUUGAAGAUGUAAAGAUGACUCCACAGCAGGUGAUGAAUCUCACAUCAGCCAUCAAGCAGCACGGAAACAUCAUUGAACUGUGGUCAGACUACCACGUAAGUUUUCCAAUUUUGUCGCAAUUUGUUUCUUUAGUCUUUGUUUACAGUUUAUUUCUACUCAGCUCUUGCCUUUCGCCAUUUUCCUUUCUUUGUCAUUUUUAUACUCGACAAAACACGAGAUUUGUUUUUGAAAUCAAAUCGCAAACUUUAGCAGAUUCAAAGAAUCAUUUCAAAUUCAUUUCUUUCAACUGAUUAAACUAACUCCAUAAAAUGUUUUAACUGAGAACGUUAAGAACAAGUAACUUUAGCUGAUAUUAAAACAUGGAGUUGAACACAAGAUGAGAAAUUUCGUAUCUUCAAGCAGCCAUAAGAUGAUAUUAUUGGGUGAAAACAAGAACUUUUAGCAAAACAAAAGCACAUAAUUUCCACAGUAUUAAUUUCUCAAUCAAUUUUAAUUCAUACCUCUUCAUAAAGUAAGAAACAAGAAUCAUAAAAGCAAAUGAAAGAUGUUCAGUUCAUGUUCAAUUCAAACAAAUGAGCAAAGAGGAAGCACAUUGAACUCACAGUUUCACAUUUAUCGUCCAGGGCUCCUAUAAAAACAGUUUAAGUCAAGUGAAGUUCCUUUGAAAGUCCAAAAAACAAACAAGUCUUUGUUAUAGCUGUUCUUUUGUUAGUUCUUGAGCGUUUCUUUGGUAAAUACUGGUCCUUGCAGUUCGGUGAAGCGUUGGUACAAAAAAAUUGUAUCUUCGAGACAACGGUUGAAAGCAACACCAAAAAAAUUUUCCUUACAGGUAAACACUUCUCUGUUCUCCACUGUCUAGCAUAAGUGUCCAUUGCAUGAUUUUCAUCGCGUAAAUAUCAUAAGAUUGUUUUCAAUUUUCCCAGAACACUCGCCAUACAAAUCAAAUCCUGCGGAGCUUUGGGCUUUCGUGAAAUAUCCUUAUAAAUGAUGUUUCCUUGAGCUUCGAACAACUCCUUAGCAUAUUCCUGAGUAAAAAGAGAUGAAUCUCUGUCUUUUGCCGGUAACAUUUCCUUGAUGUUUUCUUAUUAAAUUUUGAGUUCAUCCUGAACAGUUUGCUGUUGAAGAGCGAACUGAACAAACUACAAAAACAACAAACGAUGUCAUUCAAAGCCUAGUGACGUGGCGGCAACUGAUUGGUUAAAACCACCUCGGAGGAUUUUUCACGUGAUGACAUUUUCCCGCCUUUCGUUUUAUUACGUAACAAAAUUCCCGCCCUCAAAAAAUACACUGUUAGGGACUUGUCAGAAAUUAGCAGGGGGGGAGGGGGGGGUGGGAAUUUUAAAUUUGGGUUCGGAAAUUAGGUGACCCACCCCUGCAAUGGGAGUGAAAUUUGCUAACCCUCCCCUUUAGCUUGGUCUAAAAUAUCAUGACCCUCCCCACCUUACAGAAUUGAAAGAAAAAUGUUCCAGGCUCUUUAAGGUGCAGGAUUCCAAGCCAACAAGACAAACAAAUGAACAAGAAAAAAAAGGAAACAAAGCAAAAUAAAAGCAAAGCAAAGAAAGCUAGGGCAAAAAGAAUGGAAGCUAACUGCAAAGGAGCUAUUGAAACCAUAUUACACCUCGGCAAGAAUCGCGUGAUAUUACAGAGCCUAUUGGCCCAUUAUUUCUUCAUUAUGAAGGAAAAAGUGGGUUCCUCAAAACGCAAAGGCCAUAUAUCUUUGAGAAGGGUUGUUCACCAAUGAUUCUCAAACUCAUUAAUAAUUCAUAAAGAAAAUACAAAGAAAAUUAGUGUUUAAUGAGUGUUUGGAAAUCGGAUGAAAAACUGCUCAGUAUUUGCAUCCUUAAUUUCUCCUUCAAAAAUGAUUUUGUUUGAGAAGAAAUAUCAAACAUUCGACACAGUGUUUCAUCACCAGAUGAAACACCUCGAAGUUCGUCAAAAAUACUCCGCUGCGCAUCGUAUUUUCAACUCUCUUCUCGGUGUUUCAUCUGGUGAUGAAACACUGCGUCUCAUGUUUGAUAUAUUACAUCACAGGACAUUAUCAAGCAAUAUCUACGCUUCAACUUAAAUGAAAAUCAUGAUGAUGAUAAAAGUGAUUGUAUCAAUGCGAAGCUAAUAAAAUAAGAUAGAAUAAACAAAGUAAAAUGCUGAUGACAUAAAUGAUGAUGAUCAAGAUGCUCACAGCAGCAUUGAUGGUGAUGCUGAAGACAGGGAUGAAAAGGAUAGCCAAAACUAUAAUAACAUUAACAACAACAUUAUUCGUUUUUGCAAUAAGACUCUAUAGCAUUUUUAUAAAUGAAAAGUAGAUGUUUGUUAAGUACUUCACAGUUUAUAUCCAUAAUAUUCCGUUGCUCUUCUUUUUUUUACGAAAUAAAGAAAUUUUGUUUUUCUUCUGUGGGUGAACCUCUACAUGAUCACAGGCAUAUAUUUGCAUGACCCUCCCCAUUUUAAAGGCCCAUUUUUCAUGACCCCUCCCUUUUCUGAGUCUCAAAAAAGUUGUGACCCUCCCUCUGUUUCCACCCCCUCCCCCAGCUAAUUUCUGACAAGUCCCUUAUCUGCGAGUUUUGUAACGCAGAAGAUUUUCGAGAGAAAAUAAAUAGCAUUUCAUUACUUUGAUUUUGAUUCUGCUAUUUUGCAUGCAAGAUUCUCGUACGUGCGCCUUGAUAAAAAGAACGUUUGUCUUACCAAUCCCGCCGAGAAGUCAAAAUCUUCGCUUUUAUACAAGGGGAAACAUUAUCUCAGCCAGGGGCGUAGCCAGCAUUUCGACUAGUUGUAGGCCGGGCUGACUUUCAUUUCCACAUAUCCUGAAAAUUGCACGCAUGACUAGUACGCACUGACCUCACCAACACUUUGAGCUCUUAAGCUUUUUAGUUCACCCCAACAACGCAUAAUUUAUUACAAGCAGUAGAGUGAUCAAACCAAAAAUUUGUAGUCCCGUCUUACAGGUCUAUGGGCUGGCUACACCCCUGUCAGCAAAUAACCGUAAAAACGCUUAAAAAUAUCUUGUCAGUUGUUGUUUACAUGUAAACCUUGUGCUCGUAUAAUUUUUGACCGUGAUUUAUGGGGCAGAAAGCAUUUUUCCUUGUUUAGGGAUUUUUCAGUUCAUUCAUUCACAGCAGGUCAAAUUUUUAUUAGAGAGAGCUUAUUCGUUUAUUAUUUUGAAGUGAAUGAUUAUAUUUCCGAAAUUAUAUCGAUGGCCCAUGGAUCGCCGUUUCUGUUAGGAAUAAACGGCAGGGCUAUAGCUGUCUAUUCUCUCUUGAGACGCACUCAGACAUUUAUAGACCACAAGUAGCCUGUUUCAGGCGUUCAGCGAGUGUGGAGAAACGAGGAAACAGAACAGCGAGGAAUUUAUAAUGUAUUUAGGGAGCCCCUGUCCCUUUCUUCUGCUUUGUUUUUUAUACGGUCAUCUUACCGCCACUCCCCACUAUCUGAACGCCUAGAACAUGGUAGCCAAAAAUCGACUUAUAUUUGUUCUCUUGAAAAAAGAAGACGCUUUUUAAAGCUAUUUAGCAAAAAACCGCGCUGAUGUCACCUAUUGACAUUUCGUUCCAACCAGACCGAAAAGAAUUCUUUUGUUGUAUGCCGCACGGUUGGGCCGAGGAUAAAUUGGAAUUAGCCGAACCUGUGUAUGAAUCUUAAAACAGAUCCAGUCAGUUUCUUCGCCAUAAAGCGAUCUGGUUUGGUUGGUCAUGUUUACAGAGUUUUGCAAUAAGUCCAUGUACUAAGGGUUUCCUACUUUAUAAUAAGCUCACACGUUAAGGUGGCUCGAUACAGUUUUUCAAUGCCAAUACCUCCCAAGUUUGAGGAUAAUCUACGUCGCCAUCAACAAAGUUUUGGAAAAAUUGCCACCACAGUUGUAUUAGAUAAAGAUGAAAAUUUGUUAUGAUCAGGGUUGCAAUGACAUCGGAGUUGUAAUAGCAACGAAAUGACGCUAUUACCUAUUUUACUUACAGAAGUAUUUCUCGGCACUGGGAACUGUUCUUCCAAAAUCAUUCACGGGAGCUUUUUCCUCCAAUAGCCGCCUCGAUGUUAGUGAAGUUUAAGCGAAAUCUGUAAGAGCGUUAUCGAGAUAUUUUAGGAUAAAGAUUUUGUGGUUAGAAAUACGGUGAAAAAUGGAUAAUCUUGAUGUUCGGCUGUUAUCUGUAGAAAAUGAAGCGCUUUUGACAUGCAAUUUCACCUCAUAGUAGUUUCAAUCUUUUUUAAAACGUGUGUGAAAGACCGUGGAGAUAGCUCCAGCCGAUUGCUAGAAAGAAGGAUUUGAUUAGUAUGUAUCGAGGCUCUUUUGUUAGCGGUUUUUGAACAUUUUGGUCUACUUUAACAAAUUAGCGAAUAAGUUUUAAAUUGCUCGAUAGAUUUUUUUUUUAAAUUUAAGAUUCUUGAGAUUAACCUUCCUUUUAUAUGACCUUUUAGUUUCAAGAUUUUUGAUAUAUUGUAAGGCAGUAAAAUAAGGGCUACAAUUCGCCAAUAUUUUGGCAGAAAUUUUGUGUUUACAAAUGUGAGCCUCUCAUUAUUCAGGGUAUUGUCUCCAAGUUUCAUAUUUUCGCGCAUAACAAUAGCUAGCAUUUUUGCAUAUGUCAAAUGCAUUGUUAGUUAUUGUUGUUCACGUGAAAAUGAAACUUGGAGACAAUGCCUUGAAUAAUAAGAGGCUUUCACCUGUAAUAACGAAACGUCCGAUAAAAAAGUAACGAAUUGUAGCCCUUAUUUUACUGCCUUACAAUGUAUCAAUAAUCUUGAAACUAAAAGGUCAUAUAAAAGAAAGGUUAAUCUCAAGAAUAUUAAAUUUUAAAAAAAAUCUAUCGAGCGGUUUAAAAACUAUUCGCUAAUUUGUUAAAGAAGACUAAAAUGUUUACAAAACUGCUAACCAGAGCGCUUCUAUACAUGUUAAUAAAACCCUUCUUUCUAGCAAUCAGCUGGAGCUAUCUCCAUGAUCUUUCACACACGUUUUUAAAAAGAUUGAAACUACUACGAGGCGAAAUUGCAUUUAAAAAGCGCUCCAUUUUCUACAGAUAACGGCCAAACAACAAUAUUGUCCAUUUUUUACUGUGUUUCUAACCACAAAAACUUCAUCCCAAAAUAUCUCGAUAACGCUCUUACAGAUUACGCUUAAACUUCACGAACAUCGAGGCCGCUAUUGGAGAAAAAAGCUUCCGUGAACGAUUUUGGAAGAACAGUUCCCAGUGCCGAGAUAUACUGCUGCAAGUAAAAUAGGUAAUAGCGUCAUUUCGUUGCUAUGACAACUCCGAUGCCGUUGCAACCCUGAUCACAACACAUUUUCAUCUUUAUCUGAUACAACUGGGGUGGCAAUUUUUACAAAACUUUGUUUAUGGCGACGUAGUUUAUGCUCAAACUUGGGAGGUAUUGGCCCUGAAAAACUGUAUCGAGCCACCUUAAGCAGAACACAGCUCCAGGCUGGUUUUUGUCUAAACACUGUACUUUUUAUGAGGCCAAGUUUUGACUGUUGAUCUUUGCUUUUGGUACGCGAGGCUUGUUUUGAACUCAGUACAUCUUGUCAAAGUUCUUGUCAAAAAACAAUUGUCUUUCGUUUGUCACUGUACUCGCGUUGUACUUAAAAUGAAGGUUUUGAAAUGUGCACACGUCCACACGUUACUAAAAGUGGAUGGGUGGUUUUAAGUAUUGUUUUGUAUUUUGUUGCAGGAUAAUAAAGGAAACCCCAAACCUGAACAUGAAUGGCCAUCAGAGGACUUCUGGAGAAUUCUCUACCCUCGUCUCUUUCCUGAUUCAUCACCUGAAUGA
This is a messenger RNA of Porites lobata, 20673 nucleotides long. Lineage: Eukaryota; Metazoa; Cnidaria; Anthozoa; Scleractinia; Poritidae. The record is from the annotation of a GenBank genome assembly.